Blastocystis hominis is the source of this 1323-nucleotide messenger RNA. RefSeq lists its product as hypothetical. Gene Ontology annotation, biological process: carbohydrate metabolic process; GDP-mannose biosynthetic process. The record is from RefSeq and is a predicted model, not a curated record. The transcript is spliced from 8 exons. Bases 1 to 1323 code for a protein of 440 amino acids. Gene Ontology annotation, cellular component: cytosol. Gene Ontology annotation, molecular function: mannose-6-phosphate isomerase activity; zinc ion binding. Lineage: Eukaryota; Bigyra; Opalinata; Blastocystidae.
AUGUAUAAGCUUCGUUGUGCUGUUGAGAUCAAUUAUCACUGGGGUUGCCGUGGAGAGGAGAGUAUUGUUGCCGAGUUAAAGAAGGACGACGAUCCGAGUUUUGAGGUUUCGAAGGAUCAGCACUAUGCUGAAUAUUGGUUUGGAACGCAUGCAAGCGGUCCUUCUGAAAUUUUGGUAGGUGACCACUACGAAUUGUUGAAGUCUUUUAUCGAGGAACACCCGGAAUGCCUCGGAAGCAGCAUAGGAAAGGAAAAGCUGGAGCUCCCCUUCCUUUCGAAGGUGCUUUCUGUGGAGACUGCGCUUUCGAUCCAAGCCCAUCCCGAUAAGAAGCUUGCGGAGUACCUGUACAAAACAAAGCCUGAGUUGUACAAGGACGACAACCACAAGCCCGAGAUGGCCUAUGCGCUCACUCCCUUCACUGCGAUGUGCGGAUUCCGCCGUGCUGAGGUGAUUGUGCAGCAUCUCCACGAGUGCACGUUCCUUCGCGAGCUCAUCGGCGAAUCGGAGUGUGUUGCGUUUGAAACCGCGAUCAAGGAGGGCCAAGACACGAAGGCCGCUCUCCGCCGUCUGUUUUCUGCGUACAUCGAAGCGGAUCCUGCGCGUGCCAAGUCGGUGAUCGACUCGGCGAAGCGUUUCUACGACGAAAAACGGGAUCUUUCGUUCCUGGAGCGCUGGGUGCGUCGUUUGAUGGACACUUAUCCGACGGACGGCGGCGUGUUCGCUCCGUUUUUGCUGAACGUGGUGGAGAUGAAGCCCGGCGAUUCGAUUUACAUGGGCGCGGACAUCCCGCACGCGUACCUGCAGGGCGAGAUCGUGGAGAGCAUGGCGUGCAGCAACAACGUGGUGCGCGCAGGCCUGACGCCGAAGGCGAUCGACAAGGAGACGCUGCUGGCGAUGCUGACGUACGAGUGUGGCGAUAUGGAGGUGCUGCGUCCGAAGCGAAAGGACGCGCAUUACGCGGUGGUGACGACGCAGGCGAAGGAGUUCAUGCUGGAGAUCGUGGAGGCGAAGAAGGGGGAGAGCGUGGAGCUGCCGGUCGUGGACGUGCCGCGGAUUGUGAUCGGGUUUGCGGGGAAGGGACGGAUGGAGUGGGGCGCGGAGUCGAUCGCGUUGAAACGCGGAUCGAUUCUGUUCCAGACCGCGCAGAACGCUGCGCGGAUCGUCGCGGAGGAGGACUUGCUGCUCUACGCCACGCGCGAGCGCACCGACCUCGAUUGUUCUGUUUCUUCGCCGCCUCCAGCGCCGCGCAGACUUCGUCCAGCAGCUCCUUCGCGUGCGGCACGUCCAGCUGCAGCUCGCCGAGGCCCUUCCGCAGCCGCUUGA